This is a messenger RNA of Dromaius novaehollandiae (emu), 1790 nucleotides long. It is a transcript of the gene IGLON5, whose product is annotated as IgLON family member 5. NCBI's taxonomy places the organism in Eukaryota, Metazoa, Chordata, Aves, Casuariiformes, Dromaiidae. The record is from RefSeq and is a predicted model, not a curated record. The coding region runs from base 88 to 1077 and encodes 329 amino acids. The transcript has 8 exons.
CGCGGCGGCGGCGCCGGGCGCGGGGCGGCGGGAUUGGCGGGGGCGCGCGCGGCGGCGCCGCGGCGCGGGCGGGCGGCGCGCAGCAGCAUGGCGGGCGCGCGGCUGCGGCGGGCGCUCGCGGCGCUCGCGGCGCUGCUGGCGGCGCCAGGGCUCCUGGCGCUGGAGUACCCCCCGACCGCUGACAACUACACCGUGUGCCAGGGUGACAACGCCACGCUGAGCUGCGCCAUCGACGCCGAGGUGACGCGGGUGGCCUGGCUCAACGGCUCGCACAUCCUCUACGCGGGGGGGGACAAGUGGUCGCUGGACCCCCGCGUGCGGCUCCUGGCCCACAGCGACGCCGAGUUCGCCGUGGCCAUCGCCGCCGUGGGCCCCCACGACGAGGGCCUCUACACCUGCUCCUUCCAGACCCCCGCCCGGCCCCACACCGCCCACGUCUUCCUCAUCGUCCACGUGCCGGCGCGCAUCACCAACAUCUCGGCGGCGGUGACGGUGGACGAGGGCAGCGACGUGACACUGCUCUGCCUGGCGGCCGGGCGGCCCCCCCCCGCUGUCACCUGGCGCCAGCCCUGGGCGGGGCCCCCCCGCGAGGGCGAGGUGCUGGAGGUGGCCGCCAUCCGCCGGGGCCAGGCCGGCCGCUACCAGUGCCAGGCGGCCAACGGGGUGGCCCAGCCCGACACCCGCUGGGUCCCCGUCACCGUCAACUACCCCCCCAGCAUCACGGAGGCGCAGGGGGCCCGGCCGGCCCCGGGGCAGCGGGGGCUGCUGCGCUGCGGCGCCCUGGCCGAGCCCCCCCCGGCCUUCGAGUGGUUCAAGGACGAGCGGCCGCUGCUGGGGGGCCGCGAGGGGCUGCAGAUCCGCACGGAGCGAACGCGGUCGCUGCUGCUGGUCGCCAACGUCACCCGCCGCCACUACGGCAACUACACGUGCCGGGCGUCCAACGGGCUGGGCAGCGCCGCCGCCGCCCUCCGCCUGCUCCAUCCCGGCUCCUUGGACAGCGCGGCCCCCCUGGGCCCAGCCCCGACCUUCGGCCUCGCCGCCGCCUUCAUCAUCGUCACCUUGACGACGACGCCGUGACGGGGCCGGGCCCCCCCCCGGACACCUGGGCCCCUCCAGGACGCCUGGGCCCCUUCCAGGACACCGGGGCCCCCCCCGGACGCCUGGGCCCCUCCCGGACGCCUGGGCCCCUUCCAGGACACCGGGGCCCCCCCAGAUGCCUGAGAGCGCCCGGACACCUGGGCCCUUCCCGGACGCCUGGGCCCUUCCUGGAUACCUGGAACUGCCCCAGACACCUGGGCCCCUCCCGGACGCCUGGGCCCCUCCCGGACGCCUGGGCCCCCCCGACCCCCACACUGUGAGCGACCGGAGCCCCGGCGGGACCCCGACGUUGGCGUGACGUUGGCGUGUGCGAGCCAGCCGCAUCGCCCCCCCCCCGCAUCCGUGAACUGUGCCCCCCCCACACGCCCCGGGAGGCUCCGCCCCCCACACGCGUGUGCUUAGCAUGUGCCGUCCGUGUCUGCCCCCCGUCCCGCGUCUGCGUGUUCCCCCCCCCCCGGGGCCGUGACACGCCAAGCGCACGCGUGUCCCCCCCGGGGUCCCUGCCCCCCCCGCGACACGGGUCGUCACGCGUGUGCGGGGGGGGCCCUGCACGCCGCCGUCUUCCAGGGCCAUUUCGGGCCCGUUUCUAGCGGUUUUGGGUCUUUUCCAAAAUCCAUGAGGGCCCCGGGGGCCCCUCCCCCCCCCCAGGCCCCGUUUUCCAAUAAAAUCAUGGAAAAGCAGGAAACGAGCGU